Symbiodinium sp. CCMP2456 is the source of this 3954-nucleotide messenger RNA. NCBI's taxonomy places the organism in Eukaryota, Dinophyceae, Suessiales, Symbiodiniaceae. The record is from the annotation of a GenBank genome assembly.
AUGGGUGCACUUCCCUGGAGCAGCUGGCAGAACAUCCAGGAGGAGGGCUUGGAAAGUGCAGGACUUCGCGAGACUGCGAUCCGGAUGGUCGUGUAUGAUUGGAUAUCUGCAGAGGUGGCCUCAGAGCUCACGGGGAUCUUGCUCUCAGAGGUCUUGGGCUACAACGUUACAAUGAACACUGAACGAGCUACGGAAUCCGUCGCGGGCUCGUUGCAGCUCGCUGGUUGUGUUUCGCAAGACUGCAGCGAGAGACAGCCGCGAAGCCACGUGGCCAUGGACACCUGGCUCUGGGGAACUCCCGGGGAGUUUGCGAAUUUGGAGACCACGCGCCCCAGCCUGGCACCACGAAGGUUAGGCUCCAUGGGCUGGACCGGCCAGGAGUCCCUCUAUGUGAAAGGCUCGGUACGUGAAGAGGCCUACCACGCCGGUGGUCUUGCGUUGGAUUUCUACAGGAGUUACAACACCUCCGUGCAUCAAGCGGCAAAGUUCUUCAGCCGCGUCUCCGACCUGGACACUGCACAGUUUGUCCCCUGCAACUCGAGCAACUACGAGUCGGCCAGCGAUUAUCAAAUGAGGACCUAUGCAGAGGUGACAGGAGAUACAGAAGGCGUUGUCGGAACUCCAACUGGUUACAUCGCCAACUGUCCGGAUGACUACUUCUGGCUGUCUCCAGCUUGUCGCCACAACACCUCGGAGUGCAUUCCCGUCAUUGCGGCUGGGUUUGGCUGGAACUAUUACGUGUGGAUGCAGUGGUCUACCUGGUUUUCCAUGCCGACAGCAAUCGGCAUCGCCAAAGAAGGUCACUGGGAGUCAGUGGUGGAGAACUUUGAGACGGUUUUCUAUUGGUGGUAUCCUGAUGCAACUUUCCUGCAUCUGGAUGCAUGGAUAGUGGCGAUGCCACGGCACUCGCGGCGCGAGUGGGCUGUGAACUUGUACCGGACUGGCUUUCCGGAAGUGAUUGUUGAGAAGCUCGUAUCAAGUCACCUCCCUGUUCUGGCGCCUCGAGUUUCGCGGUUCUUGGAGAAGUUUUUAAUGGAUUUGGAAGAUAUCCAAGGCCUUUUGCUGGAGGUCCAUGAAGGAGCGACUCCCUGGGCUGCUGCCUGCAACUGGAUUCGGCUUAAGAGGAGCCUUUGGACAGAGUGGAUUCCUGUGGACACUCAAUGCCUAGCAGGGGAAGGGCUGCAAAAUUCCUUGGGGGAAUAUGUCAGCAACCGCUCUGAAGCGCUCGGUUGCUCGACAUGUCGUCCCGGCAGCUUCUCCAAAUCUAUGGAGGAUGACACUGGUCCAUCCUUCGUGUGUGAGCCGUGUCCUCCAGGAACUUUCGAAAGUGCCUUUGGUCAGACCGCUUGCGUGGAAUGCGAUGCAGGGACCUUCACAAACAGCUCUGGUAGAGCCCAUUGCGAUUACUGUGACCUGGGUCGGUAUGCAAAUGCCAGCGGAAUGACUUUUUGCCAUGCCUGCGGCAGUGAGCAUUGGACUACCAGCCAGCUUGUCGCGAGCGAUGGUGCAGAGACAUGGGUUCAAGUGACUGGAGUGACAUCAGAGUCAUUCUGCACUUGCAUCGCAGGUUGGUUUCUAAACCAACAGUCGAUUUGCCAGCGGUGCAUCUGGGGCUCCCGGUGCGUUGGGAGCCAGCUGUGGCUGCUUCCGGGCUACUCCUCCAGCGUGGAGGAGCCGGGAAUGGUGUACAGAUGCUUUGGACGAGCCUCCCGCUGCUCGGGUGGACCACCGGGGUCUUGUGCACCUGGGCGAGAUCCUGGGACGAUUACGUGCUCCGAUUGUCUGCCGGGGCGAAUGCCCCUUCAAGAUGGGUCCUGUGGCCCUUGGAUCGCCACGUCCUAUGCUGCUUUCGGAGCGGUCGUCUUUGCCCUGGUGUUCUGCAUCGCUCUGGUCUAUGUCGUCCUGGCGCUUCAAGCAGACCGGGCUACGCAACCGGGCCAUUUGUUCGUGGGCAUUGUGGCUUUAAGCCAGCUUGUGACCCUUAUCCAGCAGCUGCUCGUCGUCAGCAAGCUGGGCAUCGAGUGGCACGAGCCCGUGAAUGAGAUUCUGAAGGGCAUAGCAGUUUUGGGCGUGGAUCUGGAUAUGAUUGCAUUCUCAUGUGUUGCAACUGUCAGUCCGGUCCUGAAGUAUGUUCUCUCUGUGUCAGUUACACCGAUACUUGCCUGCAUCGCUCUGGUUCUGCACCUGUUGGCUGUGGCGUUCAAAAGAUAUGUGAGGCAGAGCUUAAAGGUGAGGCUGGAUGCGAGCCAGCUCCUGCGGACGGUGGGCUCCCUGGUGUCGCUGCUCUUCAUCGGAAUCUUCACGGCCUUGGUCACGCCCUUUCAGUGCAACUCCCACCCAAACGGCCGAAUGACCAUCCAGCAGUAUGCCUCAGUCUUCUGCAAUCUGCGUGAUGCACACCUGCAGAUGAGCGUGAUCGGCGCAGUGGCAUGCUUGAUGCCACUAUCCUUUCUGGCUGUGUGCAUUUGGAUCAUCCACCUGGAGCUUCCCAAAAGGCUGCUUCGGGCCGAUGCCACCUACUGCCGGGCAUGCUCAUUCCUUUGGCUGCGCUUUCGUCCCGGAGGGGAGCGUUUCGUCAUCUUCAUGCAAGUGAGAAACGCGCUGAUGGUGCUGUGCCCGUUGCUUCCCUCGGUUUCAGUGAAGCUGGUAGUGCUCAACAUGCUCCUCUACGUGAGCUUAAUCGCGAUGACCGUGAGCCAACCCUGGCGAGUUCCCGCAAGCAACGUGUUGGACACACUGCUUCACGUGGGUUUGCUUGUGGUGCUCUACAUGGCAUCCCUCUUUGCCGGCCACGACGUUGACGGCGCCAGCCUGGUUCAGGCAACUGCCAUCUCCUUGUUCUUCCUCGUGAUGAUGGUAGUGGCAGUUGCCGUCGCUAUCCUCUACGGAUUCGGCCUGUACCUCGUCCGCCAGAAUCGGAAGCCCUGGCGCUUCUUCAUCUCCCAUCACAAGCGUGCAGUCGGCAGCUUUGCGCGACUUCUGAAGAUCCAGCUGCAACAGCGGGGCUCUGCCUUCAAUGUUUUCUUGGACACCGACAACUUACGGGAUCUGACGGAACUCUUCAACUUCGUCAGGGACACCGAGACUCUUAUUAUCUUGGCCAGCCCAGGCAUUAUGGGGCGCAAAUGGUGUGUGGGCGAGGUCGUCACCGCCAAGUUACACAAGGUUCACAGCGUUGUCGUCAGAUGGCCGAAUUUCACGGACCCGAGUGCCACCACACACGAGGAUCUCUCAUUCGCCAUUCCCGGCAUUGAGGCUUUAACAGCCUACAGCAUAUCCCUGCAUGAUGUUUCGAGCACUUUGCACUGGAUGAAGACUUUGGAUUCCUUUCCUUUCCCUCAUUCGCUGGAUACGGAGAGUAUUGGGAAGAUCUGCGAUGCCUUGACGGGUACGGUCCUGCCAUCUCUGGAGAGAAGAUCAGCUCGCCCAGACUGCGUCAUUCUUGUAGAUCCUGCAAAUCAGGAGGCUGUUGCAACCGCACAUAUACUUUUGGAGCUUCUGAAAUUGGGCAAAGAACUUCGACUGUCUCCAGUGGUCCUGAAAGCAGGGGAAGACUUUCCGGACUAUGCUGUGAAAACCCUCCUGGUUUGCUCUUCCGGGUGCUUCCAGUCGGAGGCCGUUGCAUCUUGGCUCAUCAACCUUCCCUGGCCGCAGCCCUCCAUCUUUCCUAUCUUGGCAGAGCCUGAUUUCGCCGUCCCGGCAGAGCCCUACGAGAACGCGAUGCUCGGAGUGGAAGGAGCUUUCACCGACGCAGAGCUGGCAACCUACGCAUCUGUCCUGCAAGUUGUCUUCCAGGAGAUUGCGAGCGUCUUGGCGCCGCAGUCUUACUCCAGCACUCAAGAAGAUCUCGAGCUGCGCGCCAAGCAGAUUGCUGUCCGCCUGCAGUCCAAGACUUCUCGGACAAAGGAGCUCCGAGCUCCCGGGGAGGUCAGCGAGGAUUUAUUCCGGAUUUAG